CGCUGUACCAGCUGAGCCUAAGCAUGGAGGCUGAGGCCGCCCCCGGAGCCACAGAGGCCUACCCUGUGGAUAUCCUGCAGGACGACUCGGAAGGCCAGCAGGCAGCUGCGCAGGUUUACUAUGACUUGCUCAGGGAAGGAGCCCAGGCCUCAGCAGAAGUUUUCUCCCUUCCUACUGGGGAGCAGGUCAGACUUGAAACUCCAUCUCUUCGAUUUUGCACUAUGUACCGUGACGAACCUCAACAUAAAUUACUGACUUUGGUUAGUCCCCAGGACACAAAGACAGUUGUAGCUGUUUAUUUAAAAGACUCCUGGUGGUCCAUUGAAGACGUCCUAAGAACUUCUGAUCCCACAAGGGAAGGGCUCAUGAAGGUUCAGUCCUUCGGGGAAAGAAUUGUACUUUUUGUUCUCAACACCAUUGUUUUUGGAAGACUGGAGAGAAGUCUGGAUGACGAUGACAUGUUUUUCUUACCUCACCCGGCGAAGGAGCAAGCUAAGAUUCUGUGGAGAGACGGAGCGGCCGUUGGAUUUUAUUCAAUCAAAAUGAAAGGCAGCCUCUGUGGUGACGGCACCAGUGCAUGCUACCUGCUGCCUGUCCUUGACACCGUGUUUGUGCGGAGGAAGAACCGCAGCCAAGGCCUGGGGACAGCCAUGCUGAGGGACUUCUGUGACACCUUUCGAGAAGAUGAAGCCCUGGGUAUCAGUUGCCCAAUUUCUCCUGCAAUGUACAAAGUCCUCAGGCGGUUCCUGUCGAUCCAUCCAGGCGAGAGAGGGCGCUUGUGGGAGGUGGAGCCCCCAGGGGCCUGGGGCCAGCGCACCAACGCCUGGCUCAAGGUUUGUCUUCGGGAGCCGCGACCUCAAGAUGGGACCACAGUGCAUCCUAAAUGCUCUGAAGAGGACACAAACAGCCCGAGGCAGACUUCUCAGAGUGAUGGAUGCACACAAUUUGAUCACGGAGAAAGCCAUAAGGCGUGGAUCGCUGAAGAACGGGAGACACAGAGUGACCAAGAAUGUGUCAAAAGAGAGGAGGAAGCUGAGAUGCCCCUGAGACCCUCCUGGGAUGAGACGGAGGGCAAGGGAGCCAAGAGGACAGUUGCAGUCGCUGGGCUGGCUGGUGAUCUGUGGCAGAAGCGUGCGCGGCAAGCUCCUAACUCCUCAGAGGCUCAUCUGGCUUCAUCAGGAUCUGAGCCUGAGGGUUUGAAGUGGCCCUGAAUAGUCUCUGGUGCUGGAGACAGUGUCUAUGGGUCCUGCCUAUCUCUGCUCACCUUUUAGGCUCUGGGCUGAGGGAGUCUGGAGCAGUGCUGGGGUAGGCCGAAUAUGCUCUGUAAAGUAAAAUGGCUUCCAUUCCCUAGGAAUAUGGUAUGCAUGGGGCCGUGUAAAGGGAUCUCUUAGUGGAAAUGAACUCAGAGACGGGCCAUGGUCUCGACCCAUGAUAAGCCUUCAGCCCUGUUGGGACCUCAGAAUGCAGCUCCAGAGGUUUUCAGGCAGACGAGUUCCUUCUCUGGGGACUUGCCAGUCACUUCAGAGCUCCUUGAGGGCAAACACCAGGGGUGUCCACUAUGCCAGGGUCAGGUGGUGCCCACUGUGGGCCCAGUGGGUUCAGCCUAUUGCGUUCCACUGUCUGGACAUGGGGUAGGGUUCCUCGUAGAGAAGGCUGGUCUGGUACUUUAUGUUUCCUGAAUGGUCAAAAGACUCAUGCCGUGGAACCUCAGUUACUUAUGUAUUUUAUUCAUCAAAGCACCCAGUGAUGUGGGAGGUCCUUCUGUACAUGUGUUGCUUUUAUUGGUGAAUGAAUAAAGAAGCUGCUUUUGGCCAGUGGCUUAAUAGAAUAUAGACAGGCUGGAAGAGCUCUAUAUAGAGAGAGUAGACGGAGUCAGGGAGACACCAUGGAGCCACCAGAGGGGAAACAUAUGAGCUGCCAGUUGGAACCUUGCCGGUAGGCUACAAGCCUCAUAGUAAAAUAUAAAAUAAUGGA
Molecule: messenger RNA, 1974 nt
Organism: Microtus oregoni (creeping vole)
Lineage: Eukaryota; Metazoa; Chordata; Mammalia; Rodentia; Cricetidae
Product: protein FAM169B-like
Exons: 9
Coding region: 24-1211 (395 amino acids)
Source: RefSeq, a predicted model, not a curated record